AUGGCGGCACGGCACCGGCGCCACCACGUCGAGGCACCGAAGCCAGCAUGGCUCGUGACGAUCAAGGCUGCUCCGCCUGCGCCGGCGAGGGGCGACGCUGCCAAGAAGCUCGCCGCGCCCGCUCGCUCGCCGAUCCUGCUGUCCCCGUCGGCAUGGCAGAAGGCGCAGCUCGACAAGAAGGACGUGGCCGUCGGUGACCGUGGCGACACCGGGGUCGCGCCGGCGCCGGCGUCGCCGAGGAUCGGCUGCAUGGGGCAGGUCAAGGGCACACAGAGAUGCUCGAGGGCACGCUGCCCGGCCUCCUCGAGGGGACCGGCGGCGUCGGGCCUCCCGUGCGGCAGCCUGGCGGGGCUGCUGAUGGGGCUAUUCGGCUGGCGGUCGACGGGGAGGAAGACGCGCGCAUACUCCAAGGUCCGGGACGUGGCGAGUGACACGUCGUCUUCAGGGAGCGCAAGGGGUGCCCGUGCGCCGAGCCCGCUUGAGCUCGACCCACCGCUGCCGGUGCCGGCGCCGGUGGUGAGACGGCCGGCCUUGGAAGAGAACGCCCCCAGCCUUUGGGAGCGGCGGCGCGGCGGCGCAAAGGUCCUGGAGGGUCUCCAGCUAGCGUAG
Triticum turgidum subsp. durum (durum wheat) is the source of this 609-nucleotide messenger RNA. The record is from the annotation of a GenBank genome assembly. NCBI's taxonomy places the organism in Eukaryota, Viridiplantae, Streptophyta, Magnoliopsida, Poales, Poaceae.